This is a messenger RNA of Sphaerulina musiva SO2202, 1005 nucleotides long. RefSeq lists its product as uncharacterized. The record is from RefSeq and is a predicted model, not a curated record. The coding region runs from base 1 to 1005 and encodes 334 amino acids. Gene Ontology annotation, biological process: mycotoxin biosynthetic process. The transcript is spliced from 4 exons. Lineage: Eukaryota; Fungi; Ascomycota; Dothideomycetes; Mycosphaerellales; Mycosphaerellaceae.
AUGAAAUUCGAGAAGCCUGACAUGUUAGCUCGAUGGUAUCCUUCAGAGGUAUCUCUCGAGGGAGAGGAACUUCUGUCUGGGGCACAAAAGCCACAAAAAAGACGACCAAUCAGUAAUGCCUACUGGAUAUUCGCGUGGGUACUCAGUAUAUCAGCGUCAUGCUCUAUGACUUGGUCUCUGGCUCGGAAGAGCUGUCACCUAUCGUCCUUCGACGAUACAUCUGUAGCAGAUCAAGUAGCUUCAUUGAACUGGUAUUCUCCCGUAUACAAUAACAUCAAUCUCUCCCUCGAACACGUCCACCUCGAUGGGGAGCUCUGGUGGAAUGCAAGCAACAUCUAUCGCCAAGACCCUUCUCCCGAGGUCGACGAGGCAUGGGCGAACUUGUAUUACAGCAACGCCAAUCGCGUUUUCGUCUCGGAGGAAGAUGCGAUUAAGAUGGGGUGGGAUCUAGAUAUACUCGUCAAAUGGCCUGAUGAUCCCACUGGACGCACUUACGUUGCCGAGAUGAAUGUGUUCCAUCUCGUACACUGCGUGAACGUCUUGCGCCAAGGAGCUUUCCUCGAUUACUACUGGUACAAACGACCCAUCGACCCCUCCUACUGGACCCAUUUCUACCACUGCCUCGACAUGAUCCGACAAGAAAUCAUGUGCACAGCCUCGCUGGAUCUCAACCCACUCGUCUGGGUCGACUCUCAGAACAAGCCCUUUCCCAACUUCGCCAUCGACCGCGUCUGUCGCCGAUGGGAAGACGUCGUGCACUAUCGCGAAGAAUUUGGCUUGACUGACGCGCAAAUUCAUACUAUGACGCAUGACAUGAGGAAGCAGAAGUCUCCGCAUCGGAGAGAAUUGGCGACUCCUCCAGAGGCGAAGAAGUUGUUUCGCGCGUAUGCGAAGUGGAAGAAGUUGGAUUUGGAGAGCGAUUUUACGAUUAUUGAACCGGGGGAUUAUGGGCGUACGAGUGAUGAUCUUUUGGGGAGGGUUCAGCCUAAUCCGAAAUCUGGAUGA